Messenger RNA from Nerophis ophidion (straightnose pipefish), 13735 nucleotides. It is a transcript of the gene rimkla, whose product is annotated as ribosomal modification protein rimK-like family member A. Gene Ontology annotation, cellular component: cytoplasm. Gene Ontology annotation, molecular function: metal ion binding; ligase activity, forming carbon-nitrogen bonds; ATP binding. Gene Ontology annotation, biological process: protein modification process. The record is from RefSeq and is a predicted model, not a curated record. The coding region runs from base 653 to 1840 and encodes 395 amino acids. The transcript is spliced from 5 exons. Lineage: Eukaryota; Metazoa; Chordata; Actinopteri; Syngnathiformes; Syngnathidae.
ACACGGUCCCGGCUCUCCUAUUGGCUGACAGCUGGCCAUCAGCAGGUUUUUUUUAUUUUUUUAUUUGUGGGGCAGUCCCCGGCUUGUGCACGCGGAGGAGAGUUGUAUACAUCGCACGACAAUAAACCGGCGUGCACUUUUCAGCACCAGCACGGCGUGGAUAGCGGAGCCCCCCGCCCCCCCCGCCGCUGCGCCACCUCCCGCCUCACCCUACCGAGCACCGACGGUCGCGCGGUUCUCGGCGCCAAAGAGCCGGUACUUUCUCAGGGAUACUUUUGUUCGGGAGCUAGCUUGUUUUUUUGGUCGACAAAGUGCCACGCGACGUGUAGUCCGGCAGUGUGUAGCUUACUAAAUGGUGACAAAUGAAGGCAAACAAAGGGGAUAGAGAAGACUAUUCUUCCUGGCUAAUUCGCCUCUCCACUGGCGGUUCUCUUCAGUAGUCGCGCCAGCUCUCCAUUGUGCGAGCAUCCCGGUGCUAUUUUCCGCUGCUGCCCAACCCCCGGAGCCUCCCCUCCUCCCGCGCAGCAACUCCGUUGGACUUGUUUUUAUAUAUAUAUAUAUAUAUAUAUAUACAUAUAUAUAUAUAUAUAUAUAUAUAUAUAUAUAUAUAUAUAUAUAUUAUCUGGGAAUCACAAGCCUUCUGAAAAAAAAAAUGUGCUCCCGUCUUUGGUUCGUGACCGACCGGCGUAUCAGCCAGGAGUAUCCCCAAGUUCAGAUCCUGCGGGCAUUGAAGGAGCGCUGCGCGGAGGAGGAUGUGGAAUUCCGCUCUCUCCUCAUGGAUCAGAUCGUGCUCACCAUCAGCGAGGGGCAACUGGGCCUGCAAGUAGAUCAAGAAACGGUGACAUCAUAUCCACAGGUGGUGGUGGUGCGAGUGCCCACACCAUGGGUGCAGUCAGACAGUGACAUCACUGUGUUGCGCCACCUGGAAAAGAUGGGAUGUCGGCUCAUUAACCGUCCUCAGGCUAUACUUAACUGUGUCAACAAGUUCUGGACCUUUCAGGAGCUAGCUGGUCAUGGCGUGCCUCUGCCCGACACCUUUUCUUAUGGGGGGCAUGACAACUUCCGAAAGAUGAUUGACGAGGCCGAGCCGCUGGGCUAUCCGGUGGUGGUGAAGAAUGCACGUGGCCACAGAGGCAAAGCGGUGUUCUUGGCACGAGACAAACACCACCUGACAGACCUGUGCCACUUGAUCCGCCAUGACACCCCCUACUUGUUUCAGGAGUAUGUCAAGGAGUCACACGGCCGCGACGUGCGGGUGGUCCUAGUGGGUGGCCGGGUCAUCGGCUCCAUGCUACGCUGUUCCACUGAUGGGCGCAUGCAGAGCAACUGCUCCCUGGGUGGCGUGGGGAUGAUGUGCCCACUCAGCGAGCAGGGCAAGCAACUGGCCACAGAGGUGUCAAACAUCCUUGGCAUGGACGUGUGCGGCAUCGACCUCCUCCAGCUCAACGACGGCUCCUUUGUAGUCUGUGAGGCCAACGCCAACGUGGGCUUCAUCGCCUUCGACCAGGCCUGCGGCAUGGACGUGGCCGGCAUCGUGGCCGACUACGCUCUGUCCAUGCUCCCCAACCGCCUCACCCGCAAGAUGUCUCUGUUGUCGGUGGUGUCGAGCACUAGCGAGACCAGCAGCGAGCCUGAGGUGUGUCCUGUGCCUCCCGGCGGCGGCUCCCUGCCCGAGGCCGUGUGCAACAUGAGCGUGGGCUCCACCUCCAGCGAGAGCGACCCCGAGCUGGCCGAGCCCUUGCAGUCAUCCCCCUGUCAGCCCUCGGCCCCGGGACUCCCCGACCCGGCCUACAACUUCAACACACUUCUCGCCAACGAGAUCAAGCUAUUGACUGAGUGAGAGGCACCAUCAUGCACCAGCAAACACACAUUUCUGUAUGCAUAGCUAUACACAUACAUAGAUUCUUACAAACACAUAGCGAUGAAUGCAAAAACAAACACAAAACAUUUCUUCCUUAAACUAACUCCCUCCAAAAGAUCUGAGGCUGCUCCCCUGACUCUCCUUCCUAAACCUCCUCAGUACUUAAACAAUUGAAGUUCUCUGUACUCCUAACACUUGGGGCCGGGGGGAUAGAGUUUGUAUUUGAUCCUAACCGGAGGGAUUUUUAGAAGAGAAGGUGAAACGCUAUAGGAAAUAGAUGGUGUGUUUCCAUCAAAGAUGUUUCGUCUCAUACUUUUGGUGGAUUGAAGACACUAGUAAAGGGUGAAUCUUGCAGCGCUUAUUAUCCAGUUACAGUGGAACAUCCGAAGUCGUUCUGUCACGCUAACUCCCUCUGAAAAACACAAAAAUAUAGUACUAAAACGAAGUAAAACUACUCACCCUUCGAAUAUGCCUGACACCUUAUAGAGAGAACCACGGUUUUGGUAUACAGUAGUACCUCGGUUUACGGGUUUAUUAAUUGGUUGUGUGAUGGAGCAUGUAACCAAAAAUACUUGCACGGUGGUACCGCAACUUAAGAUUGCCAUAACUUAAAGAGGGAGUGCAGUUUUUUGGAAUGGUGCCAAUAAAUCAAGAAACAGUCGAUAACCUAAAUGACUUUGGUUAUAAUACAUAGAAAACACACGACUUUACUGUGAAAGUAAUGAAAAAUUGUACAAUGUAAUUGCAAAUACUGUAAUGUCACAAGCAUGCAAAUACUCAAACAUUUUAGGUAUUAUUCUGUCUAAAUUCAAGAUUUUGCAAAUUGUACAUUUAAAUUUACACCAUGACGCUUAAAGGCCUACUGAAACCCACUACUACCCACCACGCAGUCUGAUAGUUUAUAUAUCAAUGAUGAAAUAUUAACAUUGCAACACAUGCCAAUACGGCCUUUUUAGUUUACUAAAUUGCCAUUUUAAAUUUCCUGAGACUUUUUUCUUGAAAACGUCGCGUAAUGAUGACGUGUACGCAUGACGUCACGGGCUGUUAGGAAUAUGAGCGCUGUGUACACACACAGCUAAAAGUUGUCUGCUUUAACGGCAUAUUUACACAGUAUUUUGGAGAUCUGUGUUGCUGAAUCUUUUGCAAUUUGUUCAAUUAAUAUUGGAGAAGUCAAAGUAGAAAGACGGAGUUGGGAAGCUUUAGCCUUUAGCCACACAAACACACGGUAAUUCCUUGUUUGAAAUUCACGGAGGUGAAACUUUAGUAUGGAUCAGAGCGAACAUGGAUCCCGACUACAUGUCAACCAGCAGGUUUCGGUGAGAAAAUUGUGGAUAAAAAGUCAGUUCUUACCGGAUAAAAGCUGCCGUGGACUCGCCUGAGACACUGCGCGUCAACACCCGGCCGUGGACACACCCUUCCGACUCUCAGGUACUGUUAAACUCACUAAAACACUAGCAACACAAUAGAAAGAUAAGGGAUUUCCCAGAAUUCUCCUAGUAAAUGUCUCUAAAAACAUAUGAAUCCGUCUCAAUGUAACGCGAUUUUUUUUUUGUUUUUUUUCUAGUCCGUCGCUAUCAAUAUCCUCAAACACAAAUCUUUCAUCCUCGCUCAAAUUAAUGGGGAAAUUGUCGUUUUCUCGGUCCGAAUAGCUGUUUUUGUUGGAGGCUCCCAUUAAAAACAAUGUGAAUAUAUGAGGAGCCAUCAACAUGUGACGUCAUCGUCUGCGACUUCCGGUAGAGGCAGGGCUUUUUUCCAGUUGCGAACUUUAUCGUGGAUGUUCUCUACUAAAUCCUUUCAGCAAAAAUAUGGCAAUAUCGCGAAAUGAUCAAGUAUGACGCAUAGAAUGGACCUUCUAUCCCCUUUUAAAUAAGAACAUCUAAUUUCUGUAGGCCUUUAAAUGUUUUUAGGGUUUGUGUUAAAGCAUUAGCCUAGGUAACUUUUGGCUAACAACAUUUUUUGUUGUGUUUUUGUGGCAAGUGGUUAUGGUUAUGUCCUUUCAUUGAAAACUGCACCCAAAUGAUCCACACUGUGUUUAAGUGAGUUCCAACUGGUUGGAGAUACGGAGCAUUUAAGGCUCAUUUUAAAUAGUGCACUUAAAGGAACAUUUUGCGGAAGGCCAUUUUGUGAGUUGUCCAGUGAACGGUUGUACAAAUGCUUUCAAUUUAAAAUCCUCACGUAUCGCUUACGUCUCGGAAACAGGCAUUUUGCAGAGACUAUUAUCGGUGAAAAGGCAGAACGGCGCCGCACUGGUUAGCGCUCGUGCCUCACAGUGAGAGGUCCUGGGUUCAAUUCCUGGGCUGAGGGUCUUUCUGUGUGGAGUUUAAAUGUUCUCCCUGUGACUGCGUGGGUUCUCUCCGGGUACUCCCACCUCCAGAAAACAUACACCUGGGAAUAAGCUGAUUGGCCACACUAAAUUUGGCCCUAAUUUGUUUUACAGUGAUUUCCUGCCAGUAUUUAACCUUAGGUUCUCUAUAUCUUUUUUGUAAACAGGUUAACAAUAUAUCAGUUUUUAUGGUCAUUUACUGUAAGCAAAAACAGUUAUCAACUGAAAAAGGUAAGACUUCCCUGGCCUCAGCUACUUCGUCAAUCUCCUUUUGUGGGGUCCCGAGGCAUUCAUGGGCAGAUUGUCUCCCCAACGUGUUUUAGGUCUUCCCCGUGGCCUUCUACCGUUUUGACUUGCCCUAAACACCUCCCCUUGGAGAAGUCUGAGGGUUUGGUUACAUCUUACAAGGAUUACUUUGACAUCCGCUGUGGUAACUAGCUGUAUGGAUGAUUGGAUCUGAUUGUUUGCUAACAGCUAGCCAAGAGACAGUUUGUAUCCCCAAAAACCCAUAAGCAGAGGUACCACUUUAUACAUUCAUAUAGAUAUUGCUGAAAAUACUAUGUUUACGUUUGUUCGUUAUUAGGGAACAUGACAUUACAAGUCUUUUUAAUUGAUUGAUUGAAACUUUUAUUAGUAGAUUGCACAGUACAGUACAUAUUCCGUACAAUUGACCACUAAAUGGUAACACCCAAUUAAGUUUUUCAACUUGUUUAAGUCGGGGUCCACGUUAAUCAUUUCACUGUGGUCGAAUUGUUGCAAUUCACUGUUAAAGUAAUUGAUACUUGACAUUUUUCCUUGUGAAAUUAAAAAAAAAGACUAGUAUUUACAUUAAUCUGCAUGUGUAUUUGAUUGGUAUUUAUUAAUUAUAUUACUCCAACAACAUUGCUGCUUAUGUGUUGGCUGCACACACAAAAAAAAAGCAAGACCUUUUUGACCAUUAGGUCACUCACAAGUUUAAAAUCCAAAAUUCUAACAGUUGACAUAAUCGGAGUUAUUUUACCUUAAAAUUUCAAUUCAACUUGUGAGGCUCUGCACUUUGGAUGUUCUAUUGUACAUUAGGUAGAAAUGAGCUAGCCCCUUGGCUAUUCACCCAAUCGUAUGAAAAGCCUGAGACACACCAUAAGCGACUAAACAUCAAUACUGAGAGACAAGCAUUUAUGAUUGCGUGAGGUCCUCAUGACAAUGUGAGGACAGAGUUGAGUGCCAUUAGUAUUUUUUCCCCCCUCUCUUCUUAUUAUUAUCAAGUUGUGUCCUUGUUGAGCCGUACCAGCAGCAACAGUCUGCCAUGUUUUAAAACUUCAACUCAAUGUCUAGCACUUUAUGAUAAACAUAUUUUCUUUGUCCGUACUCAGAUUAUAGUUUAAGGACACAAGAUGCUGUGUCUACACUUGCAAAAUAUACCUCAAAAAGUGACUUGUCGCUGCCGUAGAAUCAUUGAAAUAUACAACACAUAUCAGCCAGGAUGUUACACCUGGUUUUCCUUCCCUUUUCUCUUUUUUUUUUCCUCGUUUUACUAGCUGUUUUGUAAAUAUUUUCAGUAUUGAAUUUGCUCUGGUGGCAACUAUUACGCCGGGUUUCUGCCAUAAAUUGUACAGAACUGACAUCGAGAAAUUCGGUGCUAAUAUUUUUUUUCGGACAGAAGAGAUUUCUCUGUCAUUAUUCAUAAAAAAAAAAAAAACUUCGGAGGGAAUUUUAACAAUAUAUUUUUCCGUCAUUUUUAAAGAGAAUGUUCCCUUUUUUUAGAAGGAUUCAGGGAUUUACUGCUGCCAUCCAUGUACUCUUUCCUCCGCCACCGCUGAUCAAAUUACGACGUCGUUCCACUUUGAGGACCUUGGUGUUGACAUUUGUUUUUUUGUUGUUUUGUUUUUUUGGCCACAAAUCAGGGAAGCAGCCUGGAUCUAAGCCUCGCCCUCUAACCUUCAAAUAGCUGACAUAUCCACUGGAGAUAUCCCCAAAAAAUAAUUAACGCUCCAACAAGCCAGACAAAACAUAAUUCAAGCAGCAAUGAGAAAAAAAGGUUACAGUAUCAAAAUGUGGUGUAAUACCAUAAAUAACAUGCACUUGCUCCUUUACUUGUUCUAUUAUUGUUCAUUGUUUUCUUCCUAAUUUAUAUUUUUUAAAGACAAAAAAAGUGGUUUGUGUGCACUAACAGUGUAAAAAAAUAUAUAUAUUUGGAAGCUUGUUUUCUGAUGCUAAAAAAAUAACCCCACAAGACACCAGGAAAUGCAGCAUUUUCCCCCCUGGGGGGACAAAAGCUGUGCCCACAGUAGCUUCACAGAUCAAAAGACUGCUGUGAUGUCGUCCAUUGAUAAGUGUGACAAACAAACUGUGAAAUCUGCCAUCACAUCUCCAUACGGUGCAUCCGAAAAGUAUUCACAGCGCUUCACUUUUUCCGCAUAUUGUUAUGUUACAGCCUAAUUCCAAAAUGGAAUAAAUGUAUUUGUGUCCUUAAAAUUCUACGGACAACACUCCGUAAUGACAAUGUGAAAACAUAUUUUUUUGCUAUGUUACUAAAAAUAAACUGCCCAAAAGUACUGAAAAAUUGUGCAACGUAUUUGCAAUUACAUUUUUGGUAUUAUUCUGUCUAAAUGAAAGAUUUUGCAGAUUUUACUUUUUAAAUUUACAGCAUACCUUUUAUUGUUUGAAGGGUUUGUGUUAGAGCAUUAGCCAAGGUAACUUUUGGUUAACAACACGUGUUUUUGUGGCAAGUGGUUUCUGACUUUUAAGGGGUUAUGGCUAUGUCCUUCGUUAAAAUCUGCAUCAAAAUGUGUUUGAGUUCCAACUGGUUGCAGAUUCGGAGCGUUUGAGGCAAAUUUUAAAUAACUCACUUAAAGGAACAUGUUGCGGAAGGCCAUGUUGUGAGUUGUCCAGUUGAUUGUUUUACAAAUACUUUCAUUUUAAAAUCCUCACAUAUCGCUCAUGUCUUGGAAACAAAGGCAUUUUGCAGAUACUAUUAUUGGUGGAAGCAGUGGUUAACUCUCGUGCCUCACAGUAAGAAGGUCCUGGGUUCGAUUCCUGAGUUAGGGUCUAUCUGUGUGGAGUUUGCAUGUUCUUACUAAAAAAAAUAAACUGCCCGAAAGGUGUGCCAAGCUUGUGGCAUUGUAACCAAAAACCUGCUCAGUGGCCUUUAUGGUCAGAGUGUCCGCCCUGAGAUUGGUAAGUCGUGAGUUCAAACCCCGGCCGAGUCACACCGAAGACUAUAAAAAUGGGACUCAUUACCUCCCUGCUUGGCACUCGGCAUCAAUGGUUGGAAUUGGGGGUUAAAUCACCAAAAUGAUUCCAAACGCGGCCCCCUCAUCUCCCAGGGGAUGGGUCAAAUGCGGAGGGUAUUUUUUUUAAAUUUAUGUCCAUGUAAUUUUUUUGGGUUGUUUUAAUAAAUUUGCAAAAUGUAAAAAAAAAAAAAAAAAAACCUUUUACAUUGUUAUUGUGGACUAUUGUCUGUAGAAUUUUGAGGACAUACAUGGAUUUAUUCCAUUUUGGAAUAGGGCUGUGAUCUAACAAAAUGUGGGAAAAGUCCAGCGUUGAAUACUUUUCGGGUGCGCCGUACGUCCCAGUAUCAGCACACGUAUCCCCAGUUGUUCUGGUCCUCCUUUGUUAACAAGUGUUUGUAUCAUUCCACCGUUUUGUUUACAUGGUCUCAGAUCAGCCAGUGACAAGGCACAAAGCAUAUGCAGACAGCACCUCUAUCCCCAGUUUUUUGCAAGCAUUUCAUUCGGGGACUGGCUUGUGUGUGUGUGUGGUAUACCGCGUACGAAUGGUGUGGGAUAACAACGCUUCUGAUGCCAAUAUCAUACAAAUCAUCUAGAAAGUGUGCUUGACCACAUGCAUGUGUCCAAAGUCCGGCCCGUAUACAGUACAGGCCAAAGGUUUGGACACACCUUCUCAUUUAAAUGCCUUUUCUUUAUUUUCAAGACUAUUUACAUUUGUAGAUUGUCACUGAACGCAUCACAACUUUGACACCUGUGAAGCGAUGAUCACGAUGAUCUCCUGCUGCCCCCACUAUGGAUUGGACUUUACUAUUAUGUUAGAUCCACUAUGGAUUGGACUUUACUAUUAUGUUAGAUCUACUAUGGACUGGACUCUUAUUAUUAUGUUAGAACCUCUGUGGACUGGACUCACAAUAUUAUGCUAUAUCCACUAUGGACUGGACUCACACUAUUAUGUUAGUUCCACUAUGCACUGGACUAACACUAUUGUGAUGGAUCCAUUAGGGACUGGACUCUCACUAUUAUGUUAGAUCUAUUAGGGACUGGACUCUCACUAUUAUGUUAGAUCCCCUACUGACUGGACUCUCACAAUAUUAUGCUAGAUCCACUAUGGACUGGACUCUCACACUAUUAUGUUAGAUUCACUAUGGACUGGACUCUCACAAUAUUAUGUUAGUUCCACUAUGGACUGGACUCUCACACUAUUAUGGUAGAUCCACUAUGGACUGGACUCUCACUAUUAUGUUAGAUCCACUAUGGACUGGACUCUCACUAUUAUGUUAGAUCCACUAUGGACUGGACUCUCGCAAUAUUAUGCUAGAUCCAGUAUGGACUGGACUCUCACUAUUAUGUUACAUCUGCGGUCCCCUCCAAGGUUUCUCAUUGAUAUCCCAUUGGGUUGAGUUUUUCCUUGCCCUGAUGUGGGAUCCGAGCCGAGGAUGCAGCCCUUUGAGACACUCGUGAUUUAGGGCCAUAUAUGUAAACAUUGAUUGAUUGAUCGAAAUGAAAACCCUUUCAGGUGACUACCUCUUGAAGCUCAUGGAGAGAAUGCCAAGAGUGUGCGAAACAGUAAUCAGAACAAAGGGUGGCUAUUUUGAAGAAGCUAGAAUAUAAAACAUGUUUUCAGUUAUUUCACCUUUUUUGUUAAGUACAUAACUCCACAUGUGUUCAUUCAUAGUUUUGAUGCCUUCAGUGACAAUGCACAAUGUAAAUAGUCAUGAACAUAAAGAAAAUGCGCCUAAUGAGAAGGUGUCAAAAAUGUUACCCUGUACUUUAAAGUAAAAUUAAACAGAACAAAAUCAAGGAUUCCAUAAAAUAAUAAUUAAAAUGUAAAAGAGAUCAUUUUCCAUAGCAUAUCAUGACCCACUUUGUAUUUGUUUGAGCAUGUGUGACAAAGAGAAACGUGGAACAUAUCAUACCCAAGUGACUUUGGACAGCCUGGAUAAACUAGAAGCCCAACAUGAUGUCAACUCUUGAUUUGGUGAAUAGUUAAUUUUUUUCUCUGGAAAUGACACAAUGUAUUAAAAAAUAUGACUUAUCCAAUGUUCUCAAAUGUAUAAUUUGGCCCUCUCUCUCUCUCGCUAAAGAAACAAAAAAUCAAGUUGAUUUUGACUUUACAUAACUUAAAGCAGUCAUUUUGUGAAAUUUAUUUUAACAUUUAAAAACACUUCCUUGUGGUCUACAUAACAUGUAAUGGUAGUUCUUGGGUCAAAAUGUUUCAUAUGUUAUAUUUUUCACACCGUUUUCUGACCGCCCGUGUAGAAUGCACCGUUUUAUUUACGUGCCGAAGACAUACUUUUCAACCUUUCCGAUUUUCCCGGGAGACUCCCGAAUUAUAGUGCCCCUUCCGAAAAUCUCCCGGGGCAACCAUUCUCCCGAAUUUCUCUCGAUUUCCACCCAGACAACAAUAUUGGGGGCAUCCUCUACCACCUGUCAUCACGUCCACUUUUCCUCCAUACAAACAAAAAACAGUCACAUAAUAUGUGCGGCUUUUACACACACAUUAUAGUGAAUGCAAGGCAUACUUGGUCAACAGCCAUACUAGUCACUCUGAGGGUGGCCGUAUAAAAAACUUUAACACUGUUACAAAUAUGCGCCACACUGUGAACUCAAACCAAACAAGAAUGACAAACACAUUUCGGGAGAACAUCCGCACUGUAACACAACAUAAAAGCAAACAGACCAACUUUAGACAACAGCUCUUCGGGUAAACCUUUACUACAUAUAAAGAAAGCCGCUGCCGGAACUGGAAAAAUAAGUCAUUACAUUUUUUACAUUUUACAUUUUGUAGGAAGGAAAGAUUUUUUUAUAAAUGUAAUUUAUAAAUAUCUUUGACAUUUUAUGCUGACCACAAAUACACAAAAAAGGUACUUAAGAAAUGUUGGUUUUACGUUACAGGACCCCUUAAAAUUAUGAAAUAAACACAAUAUCUUUAUAUAUAUAUAUAUAUAUAUUUUUAUUUUUAUUUUUUUAUUUUUUUUUUUUUACAAAAUUAUCAAAUUUAUGACCUUUGUCGCAAAUGUAAGCAUUUUUUUUUAGGUCCUAAAUUAAGCAUUCGCAAAGAUAAAAAUGACAAAAUAAACAAAAAAUAUGGAUAUCCAUCCAUCCAUCCAUCCAUCCAUCCAUCUUCUUCCACUUAUCUGAGAUCGGGUCGCAAGGGCAGCAGCCUAAGUAGGGAAGCCCAGAUUUCCCUCUCCCCAGCCACUUUGUCCAGCUCCUCCCGGGGGAUCCCGCGGCGUUCCCAGGCCAGCCGGGAGACAUAGUCUUCCCAACGUGUCCUGGGUCUUCCCCGUGGCCUCCUACCAAUUGGACGUGCCCUAAACACCUCUCUAGGGAGGCGUUCGGGUGGCAUCCUGACCAGAUGCCCGAACCACCUCAUCUGGCUCCUCUCGAUGUAGAGGAGAAGCAGCUUUACUUUGAGCUCCUCCAAGAUGGCAGAGCUUCUCACCCUAUCUCUAAGGGAGAGCCCCGCCACCCGGCGGAGGAAACUCAUUUCGGCCGCUUGUACCCGUGAUCUUAUCCUUUCGGUCAUGACCCAAAGCUCAUGACCAUAGGUGAGGAUGGGAACGUAGAUCGGCCGGUAAAUUGAGAGCUAUGCCUUCCGGCUCAGCUCCUUCUUCACCACAACGGAUCGGUACAACGUCCGCAUUACUGAAGACGCCGCACCGAUCCGCCUGUCGAUCUCACGAUCCACUCUUCCCCCACUCGGGAACAAGACUCCUACGUACUUGAACUCCUCCACUUGGAGCAGGGUCUCCUCCUCAACCCGGAGAUGGCACUUCACCCUUUUCCCGGAGAGAACCAUGGAGUCGGACUUGGAGGUGCUGAUUCUCAUUCCUGUCGCUUCACACUCGGCUGCGAACCGAUCCAGUGAGAGCUGAAGAUCCCGGUCAGAUGAAGCCAUCAGGACCACAUCAUCUGCAAAAAGCAGAGACCUAAUCCUGCAGCCACCAAACCAGAACCCCUCAACGCUUUGACUGUGCCUAUAAAUUCUGUCCAUAAAAGUUAUAAACAGAAUCGAUGACAAAGGGCAGCCUUGGCGGAGUCCAACCCUCACUGAAAACGUGUCCGACUUACUGCCGGCAAUGCGGAUCAAGCUCUGAAACUGAUCAUACAGGGAGUGGACCGCCACAACCAGACAGUCCAAUACCCCAUACUCUCUGAGCAUUCCCCACAGGACUUCCCGAGGGACACGGUCGAAUGCCUUCUCCAAGUCCACAAAGCACAUGUAGACUGGUUGGGCAAACUCCCUUGCACCCUCAAGGACCCUGCCGAGAGUAUAGAGCUGGUCCACAGUUCCACGACCAGAACGAAAACCACACUGUUCCUCCUGAAUCCGAGGUUCGACUAUCCGGCGUAGCCUCCUCUCCAGUACACCUGAAUAGACCUUACCGGGAAGGCUGAGGAAUGUGAUCCAGCGAUAGUUGGAACACACUCUCCGGUCCCCCUUCUUAAAGAGAGGGACCACCACCCCGGUCUGCCAAUCCAGAGGCACCGCCCCCCGAUGUCCACGCAAUGCUGCAGAGUCUUGUCAACCAAGACAGCCCCACAGCAUCCAGAGCCUUAAGGAACUCCAGGCGGAUCUCAUCCACCCCCGGGGCCUUGCCACCGAGGAGCUUUUUAACUACCUCAGCAACCUCAGCCACAGAAAUAAGAGAGUCCACCACAUAAAAUAUGGAUAGUACUGCAGUAUUGGCCACUGGAGGAGACGCAACCAAUCAGAGCAUGCUGUCCAGUAUCAUUGCCACUAAUUGGCUCAACCUCAGAGAGCAUUACUAUAUUAGAUUCAAAGGGUGACUAAGGGGUGUUAAUGUUGACAAAUUUAUUUAGAAAAUAUACAUAUAUUUUUUAAAUGAUUUAGCAAUGAAAAUAUUUGAUGUAUAGUUAAUGAUUCCUACUUUUCAAAAAUGAAUUUGUCGAGGUCAUAUAAAAAUAAUAAUAAUAAUGGAUUAGAUUUUAUAUCGGGCUUUUCUGUUAUUAGAUACUCAAGGCGCUCACAGAGAAGUGGGAACCCAUCAUUCAAUCACACCUGGUGGUGGUAAGCUACACUAUUACAUCAUAUCCAGAACCAACAGCGAUAAAAGAAGGGAGCCUCUACUGCAGGGGUGUCAAACGUACGGCCUGCAAACUGGUUUUAUCUGGCCCCCGGGAUGAGUUUGCUAAGUAUAAAAAUGAGCCGAAAUUUUUGAAUGAAAGAAACUGCUGUUCGAAACGUGUCCACUAGAUGUCGCCUUAGCAAUUCUUUGUAGUUGAUGUUACAUAUGUAAAAAAAAAAAAAUUAAGUACACGAUGUUAGUCCACCAGUUGAGGGAAAUGAGCAAACUUAAUAUAUAUAACAUCCUGUAAAUUGAUUUUGAUAUUGUUUUUUUUAUCUUGAUGGAUUGAAAAUGAACACCAAUGAGAUGACUGAUGAACAUUAUCACAUGAUUUAUUCACAAAGUAUAAAUAACGACAAAUAAAGAUAAAAUAGUAUUAAUGUAAGAGUAAAAAAAUAAAACCCCAGCAACAUUAUGAUUUGUAAUUUUUUCAGAAUGUGCUUGUUCUAUUUCCAAACAAAGAAAACAAUAUGAAAUUGUCUUUAUUUUUAAGUUAUCGUGCCGUGAUUUUACCAGUCUUGGGAGUAGAUUUUUCUCCAUGUGGCCCCAAUCUAAAAUAAGUUUGCCACCCCUGCUCCACUGUCAAAAUGUAUUUCUUUUUUUUUUUUUUAAUACUUGUGUCAUUUCCUGUCCAUUCACCAUGUUAAUCAACUCAAAAUAUAUACAAGUUGGAAUGACUUUUGAGGUUAUUUUGUGUAUUGGGACUCACAAAGCACAACUAAUACAUUCUUCGCGCGACUAAUGUGUAUUUGCUUCAUGGAUACAACUGAAAAAAGGGAAUUUAAGGAAAUAACUGUGUUUUCUUGUUUUACUGCCUCUGGAAAAAAAGAAUGAGAAUGCCAAAAAAAAAAACUGCUGUGUAACCGAGUACUAAUAUGGGUCGUGGUAAGAGGAUUGUUCUAAGGAUUAUGUGUAAAUAUUUUGGAAGGAAUGCAUUGGAUGAUCCAGUUGAUGACAAAAUAGUCUUGGAGGAAGGAUGAAGCAAAGUUCAAGCAGGACAAUAUUAAUAUUGAGUCAUGAUUAGCUAGCGAGGUUUGGAAAGUACGACGCGGUUGUUACACACAUGCCCUCAUUUUUCUUAUGCUGGUCAUCAUUCUGAAAGUGUUACGAAACAUGCUCCAAAAUGUGUUAUCAACAAAAUGUUCAAAAUGGUGUAAAUAAUUCCCUCUUUCAUAUUCAUUUGAUUUUAUUUCCUUUUUUUUUUUUUAGAUUAAAAUAAAGACAAGUGAUUAUUCAAAACCCAACUAAA